GUCAAAAUACCACAAGUUGAAAUUUGGCACUGAGCUGAACCAGGGGGAAAAGAAACCGGAGGCCUCUGAACCAGUGUCCAACGGGCCAGCUGAGCCCCUUUCACUGGAGAACAGCCCCUUCAUCUGGAAAGAAGGACGCCAGCUCCUCCGUCAAUAUUUGGAAGAAGUGGGCUACACGGACACCAUCCUGGACAUGCGCUCCAAGCGAGUCCGCUCUCUGCUGGGCCGCUGCUCCGUGGAGCUGAACGGGGCUGCCGAAGCUGGCGGACUGGGCACCGGACCAGCCCUGGCGGCCACCAGCCUCAACGGAGGAGAGUCGCUUCUCGUCAAGCAGAUCGAAGAGCAGAUCAAAAGGUGAGCGGCCGUUGGGAUGGGCUUUUGGGGGGGGGGAGGGGGUCUGUCCAGGUUGGAGAGGAUGACCUCGCUGGGAGCCUUGGUUUGUGGGUCUCCAUCACCGCGGCUCUUGUUAGGUUUCCUGGAAGAGGGAAAGCGGCUCCUUGCCUUUCUUCGUACUUCCUGUUUGGUGUUGGCAUUAAGGUGCUAGCAGUAGCAUUGAUGAAGUUACCUAGUUGGGUCAUGAGAUGUCUGAGAAAAGCACCAAGCUCAGCACCAAGGACGCCACAUUCCUUCCCCUUCUCCCCACAACCCCCUCCCUUCCAGCACUGAUGAUGUUACCUAGUUGGGUAAUGAGAUGUCUGCAAGAAAACCACCCAGCCCAGAGAGCACC
Molecule: messenger RNA, 727 nt
Organism: Thamnophis sirtalis
Lineage: Eukaryota; Metazoa; Chordata; Lepidosauria; Squamata; Natricidae
Source: RefSeq, a predicted model, not a curated record